AUGAAUCCAAUAGAUGUUAAAUUUUCUGAACGCCAGUCAUUUUACAUAGUGCCAGUACCUGUAGCAACAGAAAGUGCUCCUAAUCAAGUCAAGUAUUCUAAGCAUUUUCCAUUAAUUGAAGAAGAAAAAAAUGAGGAGAAAUCGGGUGCUUUGUUACGGGUGUAUGAUGGUGCUCAAUCUCAAUUUAAAAUUAAUGAUAUUGUUGAAAUCUAUGGAAUAUUAGAACAUGCACGUCUCUGUGCUGCAUUACCCGAGGAUUGUUGUGAACCAGAGGAAAAAUGUCAAGAACCUUUGCCUAGAAUACAUGCUGUUAUAGUGAAACAGUUAAUGCAUAAUAAUCCACUAAUCUGUGAAAUAUCAGCUCCCUUACUUAGCAGUCAGUGUGGUGAAAUUCAAAUGAUUCGUGCAAAGUUAAUUAACUGUUUGACUACAUUGUUUUAUGGUGAUGAAAUCGUAGCUGAAUAUGUACUGUUACAUCUUGUGUCGACUCGACUUUCUACUGAUUCACCGUAUCCUUGUCAUCUCCCAGCUAUAAAUAUUCACUGUGGAAAUAGAAUUGCAUCAAUACCAAAUAGUACUGAUAACUCCUAUGACAUAAACAAACAAUCCUUACUCAAGUUAUACGGUCAUAUGCAUAGAUUUUUACCACAAUUAGUUACACAUUUGGCUACUGUAGAAUUGACAGUAAAAUCGUUGAAUGAUGGUCCUUGCCUAAUGCCCAUUCGUGAUAUGGCUAAAGGACAUUUAAAUCCUGGACGUUUACAAUUACCUAAAGGAACAGAAAUACUUGUCAAUGAAAUAGAAAUGGAUUCUGGUCAAUUACAACCAAAAGGAUUAUUAAAUUUUCAGGCAUUAAGUUCUGUAGCAAUUCAUCAACGUUUAUCAUAUGAUUUCCAAUUUUAUACACAAGAAUGGGAUACUGAUGUACGCGUACUUAUCCUAUCACUUGUUCCAUCAUUGAUUAAGUCUGUUUUAUCGUUACCAUGGCAACCACAAACAUUGAAUGCUGAUGACAACAUAUGUCUAUUGGAAACUAACAUCUCUGAAAGUGAAUGGAAUGAUAUGCGAAAAUAUUUGACAAUAUUAGCUUGCAGUAAUAUAACUUAUUCAAUGGAUGCAGAACUACAAGAGCGUAUUAAUCAGGAUUUUGUUCAAUGGCGAAGAGAUAAAUCAACAUUCAUUGAAUCGGAUGAAUUUGCUGUUAUGCUCUGCUUACUCAGGUUUUAUUGUUUAACAUAUGGACAUCAAUCUCCAACUGUAGAGCAUUGGUUACAUAUUGUUGAUUUAGAAAAGAAACGUAAAUCAAGAAAUGCCGUGGCUUCAGGGAAAUAA
Trichobilharzia regenti is the source of this 1332-nucleotide messenger RNA. Lineage: Eukaryota; Metazoa; Platyhelminthes; Trematoda; Strigeidida; Schistosomatidae. The record is from the annotation of a GenBank genome assembly.